Messenger RNA from Iphiclides podalirius (scarce swallowtail), 222 nucleotides. The record is from the annotation of a GenBank genome assembly. NCBI's taxonomy places the organism in Eukaryota, Metazoa, Arthropoda, Insecta, Lepidoptera, Papilionidae.
AUGUUGACCGGGAGGCGUACAUCCCGGAUAGCGACGGAGGAAGUGGAGCGAUUCAUCGUGGCUUCCUGUAACCGUCGCUACGUGGCAGACGAUCACUCCGCGGCGCGGGGCGCGUUCAGGCCCCGGCCGCGCACUCGGCACUGGCACGGUCAUCGGUCACUGCGGUCCAUCCAUGGCGGCGAGUCCGUCUGCCGCCGCGCGCUCAGAAGCGGCGCGCGCCAA